UUUCCCGUGAUUCCUCCGUGGACGUCGGAAAUGAGAGUCGGCAGUCCGUCACUAGCAUCUCCUCGUAUUCGACAUCAUCGAGAAGAUAUGAAAUCGUCGGCCAACGAUCAAUUGACUCGCGCGCCAGCAUCACGAGCCUCUGGUCCUCGGACAUGUCGAGGAGGGACUCUGAAGCGAUACCCGAGCACGAGAUUGAUUCGAGCGACUCACGAGGCUCGUUUGCUUCGGCGGGUAGUUUGAUUUCUUCGGACGGAUCGAGGAGGUACUCCGACAUCGUCGGAAAGAGGAGGAGGUCUUCUGCGAGGUCUUCGCAAGUGAGACGGUACACGAGGAGGGUUCCUCUGAGCUACGAUCGGCGGAGAACGACAGGAAGUUUCGAUGUUGAAAAUGGAGCAAGUCCUGGCAGAAGUCCUCUUGAUGGGGCCGCCUCUCCAUCAGCUGGGUUGGUUCUGCAGAAUCUCCCGCAAAGAAGAGAGAGUUUUUUGUACAGAUCCGAUAGCGACUUUGAGAUGUCUCCGAAAUCCAUGUCUAGGAAUUCCUCCAUAGCGAGUGAAAG
Molecule: messenger RNA, 556 nt
Organism: Leptinotarsa decemlineata (Colorado potato beetle)
Lineage: Eukaryota; Metazoa; Arthropoda; Insecta; Coleoptera; Chrysomelidae
Gene: dnc
Product: phosphodiesterase dunce
Biological process (GO): signal transduction
Molecular function (GO): 3',5'-cyclic-nucleotide phosphodiesterase activity
Source: RefSeq, a predicted model, not a curated record